AUGGCAAACCCGUCUUCUUCUUCGCACGAUUCGGAGCCGGAGAGCUAUACCAGUAUGUCUGUCGGCGACGUGGAGGCUAUUGGCGCCCACUGCCAGUUCGCCUUCUGCCACCAGCUUGACUUCCUUCCAUUCCGCUGCGAGAGCUGCAGGGGCACGUACUGCCUCGAUCACCGCACAGAGACCGCGCACAAGUGCACCAAGGCUGGUGCAUGGGCGCGCGCACGCCGUGAAGCCUCGUCCACUCCAUCAUCGACUUCCUCGACGCCGAAGCCCAACAUCCUCACACACGAACAACAAUGCUCGUCGCCCGUUUGCAAGACCCUCGUCAACACCUCGCUCAACCCUGGAGUGCACUGUCCCGACUGCAACCGGCAAUACUGUUUGAAGCACCGCAUGCGGGAGGAGCAUGACUGCGCGAAGCUGACGCCCCUGGGCGCCAAACCCGCGUCGCAAAAGGACCGCGGGCUUGCGGCGCUGGAGAAACUCAGGGCGUGGGGCAUGAGCAAGAAGGCAGCGGCUGCAGACACGUCGAGGUCGAAGCCGCUGCUCAGCCGAAGCAGCAACUCACCGGCGGCUCGCGCGGCGGCGAUCAACAAUCUCAAGAAGACGGCCAAGGGGGACGCCAAGCUUCCGCCGGAGAAGCGGGUGUACUUGCAUGUGGAAGCGUCGGCCGAUACGACGACCGCCAAACACCCCACGGGCGCUUUCUUCUACAACACCGAAUGGAGUGUCGGCCGAGUGCUGGACAUGGCGGCGAAAGCGUUGCAGGUGGAGAACGUCAACAACAGAGGAGACGGGGAAGAGAACAAGCUGCGCGUCUUCCACGUCGAAAGCGGGAAGUUGUUGGACUUUAGUGACAAGGUCGGCGCUUCCUGUCAGACAGGCAACACCAUCGUGUUGCUCAGGGGCGUCGGACCGCCAGUGCCGGAUUUGAUCCAGGUGUAG
Molecule: messenger RNA, 945 nt
Organism: Diplodia corticola
Lineage: Eukaryota; Fungi; Ascomycota; Dothideomycetes; Botryosphaeriales; Botryosphaeriaceae
Product: an1 zinc finger protein
Exons: 2
Coding region: 1-945 (314 amino acids)
Cellular component (GO): cytoplasm
Molecular function (GO): zinc ion binding
Source: RefSeq, a predicted model, not a curated record